Molecule: messenger RNA, 1734 nt
Organism: Camellia sinensis
Lineage: Eukaryota; Viridiplantae; Streptophyta; Magnoliopsida; Ericales; Theaceae
Source: RefSeq, a predicted model, not a curated record
UUUGUACCCCUCUUUGGGCUCUCACAUUGGCUUUGUUGUUGUGAAUGUGAAACUGAAUUGGUGUGUAUUCAUUCUGUUUCAGGAGCAGAAAGUGUGGUUUAUGAAGCUGUUUUGGAUGGAAACAAGGUUGCUAUGAAAAAACCCAUUUUGUCUACCUCUGAUCACAUUGAUAAAUUCCACAAGGAAUUGCAAAUGCGAUGCAAGUUAGAUCAUCCAGGAAUUGCCACAUUGGUUGCAGCACAUGCAAAGCCUCCAAAUUACAUGUUUUUCUUCAAAUUCUACGAGUCCCUAAAUUUGGCAGAGAAACUACACGUGGAAGAGUGGAAUCCAACUUUUGAUCAAGUGCUCACCAUCUCAGUCCAGUUAGCUAAAGCUCUGCAACAUCUACAUAAACUUGGGAUUGUACACAGGGAUGUAAAACCAGCAAAUAUUCUUGUAAAGGCCAUCUACAUAAGCUUAUUGUUUUGUUUUGUUUUGUUUCUGAUCUUUUUGUGGGUAAGAUUUUGUGUUUCCGCUGCAAAUCCUCACAGCUCGUCUGCACCAACAGGUUUCCCGUCCUUGAUACAGAGAUGUUGGGAUGCAAACCCCCAAAAUAGGCCUUCUUUUGAUGAUAUUAUUCUGGAACUUGAUCCCAUCUUGGAAUGCAGAAAGAGAGUAGAGGAAGACAAAAAGGAAAAGGCACUUGUUGACCCCUCUAUCCCUCUUGGUGAUGAGGGCAUCCCGAGCCUUCUUGCUUAUCAAAAAAGUAUUAACUGGUUUACUGAGGAUGAAAACCUGUCAAAGAGAUCUUGUCUCGCAGCUGAUUCUGGUGUCAGAAUUUGGCCUGAUCCUUUUACUGAUCCUUCAGCAUACCAUCCAGUGUUGUCUUGGGGAUCCUUCGGUACUUGUGGGAGAAGGGAGACAAUGGAGGACACUCACUUUCUUAUGCCCCAUAUGUGCGGUGAGAAGGAUAUCCAUGUGUUUGGAAUCUUUGAUGGUCAUCGAGGUGCAGCAGCUGCUGAGUUUUCUGCUCAAGCUCUACCAGGAUUUUUGCAAAGUCUUGGUUCCAUAAAAAGUCCGUCCGAUGCAUUACUAGAAGCAUUUGUCAAGACAGAUGUUGCAUUCAGGAAUGAAUUGGAUUCCCAUCGUAAAUCUAAGGGAGUUAUUCAGAAAGACUGGCAUCCUGGUUGCACAGCCAUUGUGGCUCUUAUAGUCAGAAACAAGCUUUUUGUUGCUAAUGCUGGCGAUUGCAGGGCAAUGCUAUGCCGAGCUGGCAGUGCUUAUGCUCUAAGUAAGGAUCAUGUUGCAAGUUGUCCUGAGGAGAGAGAACGUAUUAUCAGUGAAGGGGGACAGGUCAAAUGGCAAGUUGACACGUGGAGGGUUGGGCCUGCUGCUCUCCAGGUUUUCUUCUUAUCCUUUGCUUAACGAUAUUCUAGAAAAAUGUGUAGACUAUUGUCUUCUAAUAUGGUUGUCUAUUGUGAGGAAGUAUAUAAUAUAAACUUAUUUGUUUCGUCAAAUUCUUUUUGCACCAAGUGUUAAGACACAUGAACCACCACUACAACCCAUAUCUAGGGAUAUCUUGAGCAUUAUGAUUAUCAAAAAUACUUAUGAUCACUAAAACAUGAGCGAAAAUAUAAAAGGUAAGGAGUUGGUCCUCGAAUCCUACUCCAACUUCUGAGCGUAGCGAGGAGGCUCCUUGUGUCCUGCAUCGGCUGGUAGUUGUAUGGAGGGUUCAUCAGUUGUCACCAUGAAGAG